This is a messenger RNA of Frankliniella occidentalis (western flower thrips), 3253 nucleotides long. It is a transcript of the gene Hrd3, whose product is annotated as protein sel-1 homolog 1. The record is from RefSeq and is a predicted model, not a curated record. The transcript has 14 exons. Gene Ontology annotation, molecular function: protein binding. Bases 116 to 2338 code for a protein of 740 amino acids. Gene Ontology annotation, cellular component: endoplasmic reticulum membrane. NCBI's taxonomy places the organism in Eukaryota, Metazoa, Arthropoda, Insecta, Thysanoptera, Thripidae. Gene Ontology annotation, biological process: ERAD pathway.
UCUUUUAUUUAUAAUUUUCUCUAGUUUGCUGGAAGUUUUUACCUAUAAUGUUCUUGUUUCGUUUUGUUACACAAACAGGUUAUGUAUUAUUAAAAAUUUUGACAGGAUCUACAGCAUGCGCAGGGAACUUUUGGCACUGUGUUUACUUCUGGCCCUUACUCCCUUUAGCUGUGCCAAUGACUUCCUUUUGAGUAAAGCUGACCGUCAGAAAUCUGAUGAUGAUAAGCAGGAUGAUGAAAAUGAAAUACACUAUAGCCCCGAAGUUCAGGUGGAUGGGAUUCAAAGUGAAGCAAUCAAAAUGAUUCCAGCCCCUGACUUAUCUGGAGGAGAUCCACAUCAAACCGAAGAUGGGUCAGGUGCAUCGGAGGAGGAGGAUAGUAUUCCUCCCGACCUUGCUGCUGCUCUAGCACAGACUAGGCUCCUCAAAAACCUAUUUCUUCAGAUGAAUGGUUUGCCAUAUGCUGUUGUUUCUGAGCCUGAGGAAGAAACUACUCAAGAGGAAGUUGCGAAGGCAAUUAAAGAGUUACCGGAGCUGUUGGAAGAACCACCAAAAAUUUUAACCCCAGAGGAGCAAGAAGCUGAGUCACUGUGGACAAAAGCAAUGAUAACGUUGAACACCACACAUCCAAAUAUGGUUGAAGCAUAUUCUCAAAUAAAACAAGCAGCGAGUCUUGGUCAUACCCAGGCAAGAUUACAUUUGGCAUGGUCUGAACUUCUUGGUUCAAAUCCCAUCCAACAAGACAUUGAGUCAGCCAAGAAAACAUUUUAUGAUUUAGCAGAAAAUCAAAAUAUACCUGAAGCACACAUGGGUUUAGGCUUUCUUUUUGCCACUGGUAUCUCUGUAAAUGCUAGCCAGGCUCGUGCUUUGGUUCAUUACACAAUUGCUGCCUUAGGUGGCAGUCAGUGGGCAAGGAUGGCACUUGGCUACAGGUACUUUGCUGGAGCGACUGUGCCCAAUAGCUGUGAGAAGUCAUUGGAUUUUUACAGGAAGGUGGCCAAUAAAGUGGCAGAAGAUGUUUCUCUGUCUGGUGGUGGCAUGGUUCAACGUGUUAGACUUUUAGAAGAGGCGGAGAAUCCUGGUUAUAAUUCUGGAAUUCUUGAUAAAGAUCUUAUUGAUUAUUACCAACUGCUGGCUGAAAAGGGAGAUGUUCAGGCCCAGGUUGGGCUUGGUCAGCUUCAUUAUCAGGGAGGACGGGGAGUACAGCAAGAUCAUCUACAGGCUGCUAGAUAUUUCAUGCAAGCCGCUGAUGCAGGAAAUCCAGCAGCAAUGGCAUUUCUGGGCAAGAUUUAUCUGGAAGGUAGUGAUAUGAUCAAACAAGACAAUCAAACGGCAUUCAAGUACUUCAAAAAAGCUGCUGAUCAGGGUAACCCUGUAGGUCAGAGUGGACUUGGUCUGAUGUACUUACAUGGCAGGGGAGUUCAGAAGGAUUAUCAGAAAGCUCUCAAGUAUUUUACUCAGGCUGCAGAUCAGGGUUGGGUGGAUGGACAACUUCAACUUGGAAACAUGUACUUUAGUGGUCUUGGUGUUAGAAGAAAUUACAGAAUGGCCAACAAAUUAUUUGCUUUGGCUUCUCAGUCAGGCCAUGUGCUUGCAUACUAUAAUCUUGCACAAAUGCAUGCAACUGGUACCGGCAUGUUGCGAUCAUGCUCUAUGGCUGUAGAGCUUUAUAAAAAUGUUGCUGAGCGUGGUAAAUGGGGUAACCGACUGAUGGAGGCACACUGGCACUACAGACAUGGUCAUUUCGAAGAGGCAUUUGUAACAUAUGCGCUACUUGCUGAACUUGGUUAUGAAGUUGCCCAAGGCAAUGCUGCCUUUGUACUUGAUAGAGGUGAGGUUUUGCCUCUUUUCUCAGGCCAGGAAGAAAUGUUUGUGCGUGCUCUCAUGUAUUGGGGAAGAGCAGCAGCUCAAGGGUACUCCGCUGCACAAGUUAAACUCGGAGAUUAUCAUUAUUAUGGGCUUGGAACACCUGUAGACUUUGAAUUGGCAGCUUCCCAUUAUCGUCAUGCUUCUGAUCACCAGCAUAAUGCUCAGGCUAUGUUUAAUCUGGGUUACAUGCAUGAACAAGGACUUGGCAUGCAGCAGGACAUUCACUUAGCGAAACGUUGUUAUGACAGAGCAGCAGAAACAAACAACGAUGCAAAAGUGCCUGUGUACUUAGCACUUAUGAAAUUAUCAUUUAUUUUUGGUCUUAAAUACUUUGAAGAAAUUGAAUGGCAGGAUUGGUUUUUCUUAUUCAAUCUGAAUAAAAUGCUUGGGCCAUACUGGGAUCUCUACCUCAUUACAGCGCUACUUGGGCUUCUUAUCAUUAUUGUCCGUUAUCGAAGACCUCAACCUUGAAGCCAACCCCCACCGCACUGUUUCUUUGAAAAUUUAAUUCUGUUCAAAACAGGUUGCUUUGUUUUUUCUGCCUUAUUUGACUUAAGACAUAAGUAAUGUACCCAAUAAUUUGUUGGUUUAAAUAAUGUUUGUUGUGAUGAGGUGAGCACUGAUCUAUUUUCAUAAUUACUGAAAUUUUUGCUCAUUGUACAAAUGUAUAUAAUUACAUGAAAAUACUUUGUACAUAUCUACAAUUUUUCUAAUAGUAUGAGCAAGGUUGUGGUUUAAAUGGCCCCCAAAAAAGAAAAGAAAGAAAAAAAAAGAUGCAUUCCAUUGGGCUCAAAUUCCUUGGGUUUGUUUAGAUGUUCCUGUUUUCUUCUUUUAUUCAACUGGUACAUUUAAUUUUGUGGAGAAGGGACAAAAGUUGUUCUGUAUUACAUAAUUCGUGGGAAGCAGAUAUUUAUUAAUUUUUUGCCCUAGUCAUUGUGAUAAUGUUUUCAUCAUGUCAAGUAUGAUACUGGAAGUUAUUGAUCAUCUUGGUAUUGAAAUUGAGUGCUAAAUUGAGAAAUUUCAUGUACCUCACAGGUUUCAAAUUUGAUUGUUGUUCAGAGUAUUUUGAAACUUAUAAACAGUAUUUGGAAGUUAAUUUUGCUUGACAUUUGUCCUGUCCUUUGUAAAUUUAGAGUCAUGCUACAUAAGACUGAUGUUCCCCUCCCCACCCCUGCACUUGAGGUACUUGAUUAAGCAUCUGUAUUACUGUGUUGUGGCUUUUGCACUCUGUCCAGAUUCAGACCCUUCUGUGAAUGGUCCUGUUCAAGAAGGGCCUCCUUAGCUAGUAAGGAGAGAUUGCAUAGCUAUGCGAGUUAAACGGCCAGGAGUUGACAUUCAAUUGUGAUAAUUGCCAAUAAGCAAAUAAAAUAAGUUGUGCAACCCUGA